GUGGUUUCCCCCGCGUCCAGUUGGGCUUUGGUAGCAUAACUUCGCAUUAGCCACAAGGCUAUCACCUUGCUGAAUAGCUAGGAGCCACGAGCAAAGAGGUGACCCACACGCCUCGUCAAAGUAGGGAGUCGAGAGUCACUCGCGCACACGUUCUUGGCACGCGCGCCAUUGGGCGAAGUUUAUUCAUAGACCAGGAUACGUGAGCAAUCGGCGAGGAGUUUGGCGCGACGAAAGAAUUUCACAACUGGCUCGGGUACCUUGCUUUCAGCGCGCUGCACGCAACCUUGUCUCCGGCGGCCUCUGGCCACGCAACCCUGCCCGCCGCCUGCCCGCCGCCAUGGUGCUCAGCCAAUCCUUGUGUGGCCGCUGCCGGACCACGCCCUUCAAUGCGCGCCCAGCCCUGGCUCUCCUAGCCAGUGUGGCCGUGCUGUGCGCGGCACUGCUGCUGGUCGGGACCCCGGCCCCUGCCUGUGCGUCGCGCGAUCUGGCGGACGUUGUCCGGAACUAUGCGGUCGCCCACGGCUUCGAUCUGGGCUCAACCACGGAGCAUCCCGAGGGCGCAUCAACAGCGGGCGAGGAAGUGACCAUUGGGGCCAUCGGCCGCAGCCUGCUGGCAAAGAAAUCGCCACCGCCCCUGCGGUCGUCGCCACCACCGAAGCCCCCUCCCUCCCCCAAGCGCUCCCCCCCUCCCCGCCCGCCGCCCCCGAGCCCGCCGUCACCCCGCCCGCCUCCUCCUCCGCUCGCCGCGGAUAGCACUGACGAAGGCCCUGGCCCCGCUGACGGCAAUCCUAACACUCCGGGGGAUGGCAAAGUCGGACUGCCGUCUGUGCCCAAUAACGACCCGGACAACUACGGCCAGUGGCUGCUGAAGGCGGUGGGGAAUGUGGUAGCCGUGCACAUGUGCAUGGUGCCCGGCACUGAGAAGUUCUUUUUCAUGGAGCGCCCCUCCGGCCGACACCCAGACGGAAAGAACAACAUCGUCGGUUACUACGAUUACCAGACCAACAAGUUCGUCAACGUCAAUUACACGGACUCCGUUUUCUGUGCCGGGCACACCGUGACGCAGGACGGACACGUGCUUGUGGUGGGCGGUCACAUCGCCAAGUCGGGUUACGGUGACGGCUUGAAGGCGGUCCGUGUGUUCUCGCGCAAGACCCUGUCCUUCCACCGCAUCGCCAACAUGACCUACCCCCGCUGGUACCCCACCGCGACGCUGCUGCCUUCUGGUAUGGUCACGAUCAUGGGCGGCACCGUCCUGCCGGGAGCGGGCACAGGCAAGAAUCCCAUCUACGAAAUCUGGGAUCCCGCCAACCCCACGCAGCUCAUGCGUCGCAACCAGUCUGCAGCCAUGGUCGCCCGCACCAAUGACAUCUACUACCCCAACACCUACGUGCUCCCCACCGGCCAUCUUCUUUUGUCUUGCAACCGUUACGGCGAGAUUAUGGAUCCCAUGGCCGCUAAGGUCAUCACUGCGAUGCCUAGUUGGAUGGCAGUUGCCAAAGGCGUUUUCACGGAGUACCCCUUCACCGGCACAAGCGCAAUGCUCUCGCUCAAGCCUGAGAACAACUACACGCCUGAGGUUGUUUACUUUGGUGGCCAGUUCAGUUACGGCUGGAUCAACACGACCGCAUCUCGACUGGCCCUCCGUCUGAAGGUGGAAUGGGACGAGGCAGCCGGCAACUACACGUUCGGAGAGGGCUGGGUAGCGGAAAAGAUGCCGCUCCCGCGUGUGAUGGGUGACGCGCUCGUCCUGCCCAACGGCAAGGUCAUUGUGCUGAACGGCGCCGUCAAGGGCCUCGCGGGAGACAACGCCGCGGGAGGUGCCGCCAAGGCCAACGAGCCCGCGCUGUGGCCCGUUCUGUACGACCCGGAUGCCCCGCUGGGCUCGCGCAUGACUGUCCUGGCGCGCUCCAACAUCCCGCGUAUGUACCACUCCACCGUCUCCAUCACCACGGAUGGCUCCCUGCUGGUGGCCGGCUGCGACCGAUGCGACAAGUACUGGUGGACCUCUGCAAGCAUCUCCAAGUCCCCCACGUCUUUUGCUGAGUACCGCAUUGAGGUGUUCCGCCCUCCCAUGUGGUUCAACGUCACUGCCAAGCCCAACAUCGUGUCCAUUGAUGAGGACACCUGGGACGACGAGGACGGUGUCAACGUGAUGCAGUACGGCGCGCCCUUUGCGCUCACCUACUCCAUGUUCUACGAGAGCGACAAGGUCACGAGCGCUGUGCUGGUGGCGCCCAGCUCUACCACCCACUCCACCAACAUGAACCAGCGCGUGGUUGGCUUGCAAGUCCUGCAACACGACGCCGCCACCCGCCGCCUGAUCGUGUCCGGCCCGCCCCAUAUUAACAUUGCUCCGCCCGGCUGGUACAUGCUGUUCCUGCUGAACGGGGACGUGUACGGCCAGAGUGAGUGGGUGCGGCUGCCCGGGGACGCGCCGCGCCUGGACCCCUUCAUGCAGCAGUACGCCAGCGGCAGCACGAAGAAAUGAUACGGCCGAUUGAUGCUCUUACAGAGCUUAUCAGAGUGCAACAGGCAGACCCGAUCAUGUUUCCUGCUUUCAGUGAGAUUUGCAUGGCCGCCAAGGGGCACAUGGUGUGUGCUCCACCAGUAGGGCUGCACGUGGCAUGCCUGUGCGCGAGUGUGUCUGGUGUGUCCAUGAAUGGACAGGGCUGAUGGACAAUUGGCCAUUCAUGUCAAACGAUUUAAGCAAGCCCUGUUGAUUGUACAGGUGUUUUCGGCAUGCAUAGAGCAUAUUGAUAUUCUUAUGUAGGAAUUAAUAUGGGCCGUGCGCGUGCCAACGUGCCGGGCCGCAUACAUGCAGCUGGCAACAAACUUGCAUGCGAACACAGCAGCUAUGAACUGAAUGACUUGGGUGCGGGUCUGCGGAGAUGCCGGUCUGCGGUUAUGGAGUUAUGCUGGCCUGCGGAGAUGCGGGCGUUUGGAAAUGCACGUGCUGGCGGGUUGCUUGUGGCCCAUGCCAGGGUUCCAUGGCUUGGCAUGAGUGGUCACAAGGUCACGACGGAAGGCUUCUGUCACUAGCACUACUGUAUCCAUGCACGCACGCGAGGCACCUUGCUUAUGAGAUUCGUGCGGCCUAAUGCGUUUCCAGUGCUUUUGCGCUUGAGUGACCCCGGACAACACGACAUGUGUAACGUGGCACGCUUACA
Chlamydomonas reinhardtii is the source of this 3170-nucleotide messenger RNA. RefSeq lists its product as uncharacterized. Bases 338 to 2491 code for a protein of 717 amino acids. Lineage: Eukaryota; Viridiplantae; Chlorophyta; Chlorophyceae; Chlamydomonadales; Chlamydomonadaceae. The transcript is spliced from 5 exons. The record is from RefSeq and is a predicted model, not a curated record.